GAAAAUUGCCUCCGGGAGCCAGAGCUUGCACCACAGCCCAGCGAAAGGCGCGGGGAGGAGCAGCCGGAUCCCAAGGCAUGAGCAGCGUGGAAGUGGCACCCCGGGAUCUGGCGGAUCCGUGCGCGUACUAUGACUGAUCCUGAGCUUUUCAUCUGCCUCCACAGAGCCCAGCCGCUGGAUUUAAGGUAGUUUGCCCAGGACCAGGCUUUGCUAUGUUGGCCAAGGCAGUGCUUUCUCUUGGUCUGUGGCUGCGGUUCGCUGCAGGACAGGACACACCUGAGCGAGGUCCCCGGCCGCCCAUUUCCAACACAGAGGGCGACCUCCUCCUCCUGCUGGACAGCUCCGCCAGCGUCUCCCACUAUGAGUUCUCCAGGGUCAAGGAAUUCAUGUGGGACCUGCAACCUUUCACCUUCGGCCCCAGAGACGUCCAGACCAGCAUCAUCCACAUCAGCACCACGCCCACCAUGGAGUUCCCGUUCGACCGGCACCUGUCCGGCGGGAGCCUGAGGCAGGCGAUCCGGGGCACGCGGCAGCUCAUGGGGGACACCAACACGGGCAAAGCGCUGUCCUUCGCCAAGGAAAAGCUCUUCAGCGGCGAGGCUGGAGCCCGGCCAGACGUGCCCAAGGUGCUGGUUUGGGUGACGGACGGCUUCUCCACCGACGACAUCUCCGAGCCCAUGCGGCUCCUGAAGGACAUGGGGGUGACGGUGUUCAUCGUCAGCACGGGCCGGGGCAACUACCUGGAGCUGUCUGCUGCUGCCAGCCAGCCCCCAGACAAACACCUGCACUUUGUGGACGUGGAUGACCUGCCCAUCAUCACCAAGGAGCUGCAGGAUGGGAUCCGAGAUGUUCUCCAAGCCAACCGGCUCCACGCAGUCGAUGUCACCUCAAGCAGCUUCCGUCUGAUGUGGCCCAAGCUCCUCUCCCAGGAAACUGGCUACUACACCCUGCAGUACGCCCCAACAGAUGACCUAGCAAGGAAGAGGACAAAGCAGGUGUCUGGGGCUCACACCAGCCUCCUGCUGAGCAACCUUGCACCAGAAACCACUUACGAGGUGGCCCUCAUUCCUGAGUCCAACGUCCACUACUUCCCUCCCCAGACAACGAGGGUCACCACGCUGGCAGAGGAAAUAAGCCCAGCUCAGGUUCUCAUCUCAGAGUCCGGGCCACGCAGCUUCCACGUGAGCUGGGCUCCCACGCUGGACAGCGUGAUGGGCUACCAGGUGCUGUAUGGACCCCUCCCAGGGAACUCAGUGAAGGUGCUGGAGGUGGAUGGGAGGCACAACAGCACCGUGGUGGAGAACCUGGCACCCAACACCACCUACCUGGUGACAGUGACCGCAAUCUACAGGUCGGGGAAGGAGAAAUCCCUGUCAGCCAAGGCGUGCACCCAGGAAGAGGGCUCCAAGGUGAGGCACCUUCGCUUCGAGGACGUGGGCCCCAACACCCUGAAAGCCUCGUGGGACUCUGCUGCCGGGCAGGUGGUGGGGUACAGGGUGCGGUGCCGGCGGCAGGCGGGCCCGUCCUCGGUGCUCAGCGUGUCCCCGCGGGUGCACAGCGUGCUGCUCACCGACCUGGCCGCCGGCACCGCCACCGAGGUGUGCGUGAAGCCCGUGUACAGGAACCAGCCCGGCAGGAGGCUCUGCCGCACGGUGCACACGCAGCCAGCGACAGAGGCCCAGGGGUACAGGCACCGACAGAGAGCGUGACGGACCGGAGGGAAGAGAUUCCCAGCAGAACAAGGGAUCCUGCUUGGACAAACACCUGGACAAAAAGGAGGGCUCAGGGGAAGCUCAGAGAUCAUCUCCCAGCCUGCACCGUCCCUUCAGGUGUCCUGGUGGUGGAGCCCAAAGGUGUCCUCAGCCAAGUUCUCUGAAAGCUUAAAGGUUUGGCUUGGCUGGGUGGAACAAGCAAUCUGAGCAACAGAUCCCAAAUCCAUGCCCUCUUUUAUAGGAAUAUGCCCAGCAAAUAACAAACAGAAGGCAAAGUGGUGAACCCUCACUCUUGCUUGCUUGCUGCCUGUUCUCUAUUUAUUAAAUGUCAACACAGUUUUAUUUUUGCAGCUUCUGAGCACUUUCUAGACUUGACUGUUCACUGCCCUGGCCUCUCAUCCAGGGUACUCUGAGGAAGAUUCCGUGUGGCCAAAUCCAUUCCUGCUCUCAACAGCCACUGAACCUGGAGUCUGAGAGAGCAGGAAACUCAAAACCCUGGGAAUUUGCUUUCCCAGUGGGUUAUUCCAGAGCUCUGAGCCCUCAGCUGAGCUCAAGGAGCAGCAGUGAGUCCAGAAAAGCCAGACAGCAACACCAUCUAGAGCACUUAUUUUUGUUUCUCCUCCAAACAGCAGUGCAGUCCUGCCUGGCUCAUCACCACUGCAAUCAUUUCACCAGACUGGAUGUGAGUCCUGCUGUCAGAGCAGCUAUAUGGAGAUUAAUCAGCCUGUUCUGUGACUAAUUGCAGGCAUUAAGUCUCCAGCAUUAUCAUUCCUCUGCACACACCUAGCCCAUAUUUAGUGUCUUGUCCUGGGCUUCCACCCAGUGCUAAGCUUGAGCUACACUUCAAAAUCAGGUUUUUAGGGGAGAAGAGUAAAUCUGAUUCUUUCCUUUUGGCCCCAGGCUUGAAUUUGCUGUCACUGAAGCUCCCCUGGAAAGUGGAGCUGGCAAAAAAAAAAAAAAAAAGAAACAAAUUAAAUACCUAGUGACACAGCAACUGGUCUCAAAAUUAGAGCUGUAAAGAAAUGUAAAUACUUCUCUGCUAAACCCCAGAUCAGUGGGAACACCCUCCCUCAGUAGCACCUGCUCUGUUUUAAAUGUAUUGCUUAUUUGUCCUACACGUGGAACUCGUUUUUUGAAGCUGUGCUGGUUUUUUUUUUUUUUGGAGAGCCCCACUCAGCGUCCCAAACCCUGCUUUGGACUUCUUAAAACAGCUCCUUUGGGAGCUGAGAGGAACUUUAUCCCUGGCCUUGUCUCCUGAGUGCUGAAUUUUAUCACCUGUAGGUUUGUGGAGCAUUUUCCAAGGUGUGUCUUGCCCAGGAGGAAGGGAUGGAGGGAGGUGAGUCACUCAUUAACUCCAUAAGGAGAUUUCCUGGGAUUUGUGUCCUUUGGAAUGUGCAUUUGGGACUGAUUAAGCUCCUUGCUGAAGGGAUGAUCAAGCCUCUGGAACCUCUCAUGCAAUAGGAUGGUCUUGUUCGUUCUUGCUGUAGGACAGAAAUUAAGUUUGCACAACUCCCUGCGUAGUUUAUUAAUCCAUUAACAUGUCACCCCCCUCCCCCCAUUGUAACACACCCCUUUGGAAAAUAAUUAAAUAUAAAUACAA
This is a messenger RNA of Myiozetetes cayanensis, 3312 nucleotides long. It is a transcript of the gene VWA1, whose product is annotated as von Willebrand factor A domain containing 1. Gene Ontology annotation, molecular function: protein binding. NCBI's taxonomy places the organism in Eukaryota, Metazoa, Chordata, Aves, Passeriformes, Tyrannidae. The record is from RefSeq and is a predicted model, not a curated record.